Molecule: messenger RNA, 2335 nt
Organism: Lemur catta (Ring-tailed lemur)
Lineage: Eukaryota; Metazoa; Chordata; Mammalia; Primates; Lemuridae
Product: leucine-rich repeat-containing protein 29-like
Exons: 7
Coding region: 128-1939 (603 amino acids)
Biological process (GO): SCF-dependent proteasomal ubiquitin-dependent protein catabolic process
Cellular component (GO): SCF ubiquitin ligase complex
Molecular function (GO): protein binding
Source: RefSeq, a predicted model, not a curated record
UGCAGACCAAAGUCGUCAGGACCUGGGACGGAAGUGGAGCCCAUUUCCUUCCCAAGCCCCGCCCCCAGAGCUGCGGGACUACGCUUCCCAGAAAGCCUUGCGCGGGGGCGGAGGCGGCAGGGAUGCGAUGGCGGAGUCGCUGCCCCUGGAGAUGCUCACAUAUAUUCUGAGCUUCCUGCCUCUGUCCGAUCAGAAAGAGGCCUCCCUUGUGAGCCGGGCUUGGUACAGUGCAGCCCAGAAUGCCCUUCGAGAGAGCCUGGGCCUCAGGGGCAUCUCCUGCAUCAGCCUGACCAACCUAGAUGGCUCACCCACUUCACACCAGGUGCUGCAGUCUGUUGCCUACCAUCUGGGCCCACAUCUGCAGAGCUUGUGCCUGGGUGGGGGCAGCCCCACAGAGGCCUCUUUUGUGACCCUGAUCCUGGGCUGCCGGGCUCUGCGUGUCCUUGACCUCAGUGGCUGCAACAGCCUCUUCACAUCGGGCACACUGCUGUCUCAGCCCGAGACAGCCCAGGGCGUCCGACAGGCAUUGAGUGGCCUCCGUGAGCUCAACCUGGCUGGCCUGCGGGACCUAGCUGACCUCAGCUUCAACCAGCUCAGCAGCUGUGCCCCCAGCCUGGAGCGCCUCUCCUUGGCCUACUGCCACCUAACCUUCGAGCUGGGCCCGGCCCUUAUCUCCAUCGGCCUCCGGGACUCCUCCCCAUCCCAAUUCUCCUUCCGCAACCUACUGCGAUUCGUGAAGGAGAGGGCUGGCAGGCUGCACGCCCUGGACUUGAGUGGCACGGGCUUGCCACCCGAGGCCCUGCAGGCCCUGGGCCAGGUGGCCGGGCUGCAGCUGCAGGAGCUGAACCUGCACAGCUGCCAGGACCUCUCCACAGAGGCCGUGGCCACCCUGUGCCGCCAGCAACCAGGCCUUACCUCCCUGGACCUCAGCGGCUGUUCGGAACUGACUGAUGGGGCACUCUUGGCCGUGAGCCGGGGCCUGCAGAACCUGCGGCGCCUGAGCCUGGGGAAGCUGCAGCGACUGACAGAUGCAGGGUGUACAGCCCUGGGGGGCCUGCGGAAGUUGCAGAGCCUCAACAUGGCUGAGUGCUGCCUGGUGAGCGGGCGGGAACUGGCCCAGGCCCUGGGCUCGGUGCGUGGAGCUCCACUCCGCCUGGAGUCCCUCAGCCUGGCCUUUUGCUCUUCACUGAAGGAUGCCUCAGUGUUCUCCGUGAUCCCGGCGCUGGGCCCGAGCCUCAGGGUGCUAGACCUGUCCUCCUGUGUGACCCUCACCAAUGGGACCGUGCAGGCCAUCUGCACCUACCUCACCCACCUCUCAGUCCUGCGCCUGGCUUGGUGCAAGGAGCUCUGUGACUGGGGGCUUCUGGGGCUGGGGGAACCAAGUGAGGAACAUGCACAGAGGCCCCAGCCAUGCCCUGAGCUGGAGCAUCAAGUCUCAGGCCCCAAGGACCCCUCUCCUGAGCCUCAGGGCCCUUCCCUGCUCACGCUGCGGGCCCUGCAGGAGUUGGACCUCACAGCCUGCAGCAAGCUGACUGAUGCCAGUUUGGCCAAGGUGCUCCAGUUCCCCCAGCUGAGGCAGUUGUCACUGAGCCUGUUGCCAGCACUCACAGACAUGGGUUUGGUGGCUGUGGCCAGGAGCUGUCCCAGCCUGGAGCGUUUGGCACUGAGUCAUUGCAGCUGCCUUAGUGACAAGGGCUGGGCCCAGGCAGCCAGCUCCUGGCCAAGGCUGCAGCACCUCAACCUGUCCAGCUGCAGUCAGCUCACAGAACAAACGCUGGACACCAUUGCGCAGGCGUGCAAGCAGCUCCGUGUGUUGGAUGUGGCCAUGUGUUCUGGUAUCAACAUGGCUGCCGUUAGGCGCCUCCAAGCCCAGCUGCCCCAGGUGACCUGCGUCCAGUCCCGCUUCGUGGGAGGAGCGGACCUGACCCUAACGCUCUGAGGUCAGUAACCAGCCCGUGGUUUAGCCUCCUCUCCCUCUGGGGCCCCAGCCCUGGCUUCUCUGUCUCUUGCCUUCCUCUGCUACAGACCGCUUGUCUAGGACUGGGGGUGGGACCAAUCUAGGGCAGCCCAGGGGACUAUCCGCCCAUCUGCCCCACAGCCCAGCUGCAGCCUCUUUCCAGCUACAUGUCGCUGCCACAGGCAUCUGCUCUCCUGGCCAGGGCCUGGUGCUGAGAAGCAGACUUUGUGCCUCUUGCCUACCCACCUCUCAGACCUCAGGCCUGUGCUCGCCUGUUCCCUGUGGGAGCCAUCCCAGCCUCCCCUGAGCACUGGGCUUUAGCAGCCAAGCCCGGGUGUUUGCUGUAAACCCAAACAAGAUUAAAGAUUCCAGAUAGUA